Messenger RNA from Onychomys torridus (southern grasshopper mouse), 3550 nucleotides. It is a transcript of the gene Ankle2, whose product is annotated as ankyrin repeat and LEM domain containing 2. Gene Ontology annotation, molecular function: protein phosphatase 2A binding. Lineage: Eukaryota; Metazoa; Chordata; Mammalia; Rodentia; Cricetidae. Bases 264 to 3146 code for a protein of 960 amino acids. Gene Ontology annotation, cellular component: endoplasmic reticulum. Gene Ontology annotation, biological process: negative regulation of phosphorylation. The transcript is spliced from 13 exons. The record is from RefSeq and is a predicted model, not a curated record.
GGUUGCCUCCGAAGCCGCCAGAGGCUGGGUUCCUGGCGGCGUUCUGGCUUGAUCGUUGGGAAACGGAAGGCACCGGACCGCACGCGCACCCCGCCUCGUCGUCUCCGGUCAGGCUGUAACUUCUGUAACCCCGCGGCGGGGCGGAGGCCUAAGGCCUGCGCGGCUCCGGCAGCGAAGCGAGCGGCCCCGGGAGGGCCUGAGGCGUGCGCGGCGCGGACUAUCGCUCGGGCGCCCCGCUCUAGGCCUCGGCGUCGGCCGUGGCGAUGCUGUGGCAGCGGUUGGCUGUGGUUGAGUGGGCGGCGCUGGCCUGGGAGCUCCUCGGUGCCUCGGUGCUGCUCAUCGCCGUGCGCUGGCUGGUCCGGCGGCUAGAGAAGCGGCCGCGGGACCGGAACCGUUGCGGGACCCCCUCCUCGCCUGCCACGGCCAGCGCGUCUGCAGCCGUGGCGCCUCAGCCAGGUGAAGUGACAAUGGAUGCCAUGUUGGCGCGAUUGAAACUCCUGAAUCCAGAUGACCUUAGAAAAGAAGUUAUAAAAGCUGGAUUGAAAUGUGGACCCAUUACAUCAACCACAAGAUUUGUUUUUGAGAAGAAAUUAGCUCAGGCUUUACUAGAGCAAGGUGGAUUUCUGACUUCCUCUCUUCCCAAUCACAGUGAGGUAACUGCCACAGCAUUUAUCCAGAGCACCCCAAGGACUCCUGCGUCUAUGGAAGGGAAACGAACUCAGCAGGCCAGUUCUUCUGAAGACAAAGAUUUUGGUUACAGUGUGGGCUUGAACCCUCCAGAAGAUGAAGCUGUGACAUCCAAGUCCUACCCAAUACCCCUCAGGAAUGACAGCCACAAGGCUGGAGUGACAGCUGCUAAGGAGCCACUUCUGUACUAUGGAGUGUGUCCAGUAUAUGAGGACGGCCUUGUGAGAAAUGAAAGGAUCCAUGUUUAUGAAGAUAAAAAGGAAGCACUGCAAGCUGUCAAAUUGAUCAAAGGGUCCCGGUUUAAAGCUUUUACAACAAGAGAAGAUGCUGAGAGAUUUGCUAGAGGAGUAUGUGAUUAUUUCCCUUCUCCUAACAAAAAUGUGUCCUCACUGUCUCCUGUGAAGGCAGUGCCAGUCUUUGGCAGUGAUGGGUUGAAAGCAGAUGGUUUGUGCCUGGCUGAAUCAGAAACAGUAAACAAAGAACGAGCAAACAGUUAUAAAAAUCCCCGUACACAGGACCUCACUGCCAAGCUUCGGAAAGCUGUUGAGAAAGGGGAAGAACACACCUUUUCUGAUCUUAUCUGGAAUAAUCCCCGAUAUCUAAUUGGUUCUGGGGACAACCCAACGAUUGUACAAGAGGGAUGUAGGUACAAUGUCAUGCAUGUUGCUGCCAAAGAGAAUCAGGCUUCUAUGUGCCAGAUGAUGUUAGAGACUCUGGAGAACCCUGAGUUUAUGCGUCUGAUGUACCCAGAUGAUAACAUGGACAUGCUGCUGAAGCGCAUCCUCUACAUUGUUGACCUUUAUCUGAAUACUCCUGACAAAGUGGGCUUUGAUACACCAUUGCAUUUUGCCUGUAAAUUUGGGAAUGUGGAUGUAGUCAAUGUGCUUUCUUCACACCCUUUGAUUGUGAAAAAUCCAAAGAAUAAAUAUGGUAAAACACCUGAAGACGUAAUUUGUGAAAGAAGCAAAAACAAAUCUGUAGAACUGAAAGAAAGGAUUAGAGAAUACUUAAUGGGUCACUACUAUGUGCCACUUCUGAGAGCAGAAGACACUUCUUCUCCUGUCAUUGGGGAGCUGUGGUCCUCAGACCAGAGAGCUGAAGCCUCUAAUGCUGACCACUGUAGAAGUAGCCCCAGAGAUCCUGUGAUGACACUGAGAGCUUUCGUGGGGCCUCUAAGUCCAUCCAAGGCUGAAGAUUUUCGAAAGCAAUGGAAAACUCCACCUCGAAAGAAAGCAGGCUUCUUCCACAACAUCAGAAAGUCUGACCCAGAACGAGGCAUUGAGAGAGUGGGAAGGGAGCUAGCUCAUGAGCUGGGGUACCCCUGGGUUGAAUACUGGGAGUUUCUGGGAUGUUUUGUUGAUCUGUCUUCCCAGGAAGGCUUGCAAAGACUAGAAGAAUACCUUACCCAACAGGAAAUAAACAAAAAGUCUCAACAAGAAAUAGGAGAAAAUGAAGACUGCCUUCAGGACAGAGCCUUGGUUUUUGGCAGUGAGAAGAAGUACAGCAAUUCCAUCUCUGUAGGAGCAUUUCUAAAUGGGGAUGAUGACAUUAGCGUGGAAGAAAUUAAAAAUCAGCAAAAUACAGCUCAAAGUCAGAGUCAGCCCACAACCAAUAAAUUCCAAAACUCUGAAUGUAGUUCCCUUCCCUUGGGACAGAAGGUGGACACUGGAGAAGCCUCAGUUGGAUCUUGCUCCCAUAACAACAGAAAUGGGUUUUGUCAUCCUCUGAACCACAAGACCACAGGUGGAAGCGGGGGACCAGAGGCCACCUGUGGGGAAGAGGCCCUUCCACUACCUGUUUCUGCUUUGACUCUAGAGUUUGAUAAACUGAAUUUGCAGACCCUAGGAGAUAGUCUUAUUGAGACACCAAAUAAAAAUAAGGUACUGGAUUCAAGUAAGGAUGUAGUAGGAAGUGACUCACUGGUACCUCCUCCUGCAAUAUCGAGACUUGAAAAUAACCAAGUCAGGACCAACAGUGAAGUAUCAGAGGCAAUGGCUGAAAUGUCUUUGGAUCCCAACAGCCCCCAGCUUGGAGUUCAGGCUAGUCUGGAACCUGUGUUCUCAUCUGCCACGGGAGAUCCCACCAGGAGGCUCUUCCUUUCUGGAGAAGAGCCAUCAAAACUAGAUCGGGAUGUUUUAGCAGCUCUUGAGUGUGCCUCUAUUGACCCUGGCCUGUACCCAGCUGUCCACAGAUGGAAAAGCAACGUCCUGUGUUACUCGCCCUCAGACAGACAAAGUUGGCCAAGUCCUGCACUGAAGGGGAAAUUCACAACUGAGCUGAUGGAUCUUGGUUGCUCUCACAGCUGUAGUUCAGGGCGAAGCAGUCCAGCUGGUAGCAGCCCCAGCAAGCCUGGCCACAUCACCUCCUCCCCUGGCCUUCACAGUCCCGGUCGGUACAGUCCAGCACAUGGGAGCCACUUCCAAAGAAUGGCCCACAUGGCCCGGCUUGCAGCUCUGUAGAGCAGCCAGGAUGCUCAUUCCUAGGUCUCAUUUACUUCUUUGUUUUUAAAAGAAGGGUGAUAUGUUUAUUGGUAAAAAUUCUAUGAAAAAAGUGUAUUCUGAAUAACUUCUUAAUCCUCACUUUGAGGGUACCAGAAUUUUAGAAUAUACAAUGUUAUGAGUAAAAUUUAAAUUUCUGCUAUUUUGGAAGAAGUUAAUGAAAGCAAACUCAAAUCCAAGUUGUUUGAAAAGUGUGGCUGUAGUAAUGAUUCAGACUUCAGGAGAAAAUUUCUGGUUUUAGAAUAGAGCAAAGAUACAGUCAGUUGAUAGGCAAGUGAGGUGUUGCUCUAAUUGAGGCUGGCUACCUGUGGUAUUAGCAGCAGCUCUAAAAUACCUGUAUGUAUAGCCACUGUUUCUGAAACAGA